CUAUAAAUGCUCUCUAUUUUAUGUGCGCACAAACUCAGUUGGGUUACAACAACAUUUGCCAUCUCUAGUCUUCGAUCUCUGCCACCAAAACUCUUCAAUUCCCUUCCCAAAAAAAAAAAAAAAAAAAAAAACACUCAAAUGGGUGUGUUGAAUUCCACAAGUUCGAUCAAUUGGGAACAGGAAUCAUACCCAAUGUCCAAAGACUUGGUUCUCGUUCCUCUCUUUGCUCUCUUCUUCCUUUCACUUCGACUUUUUCUUGACAGAUACGUUUUUGAGAAUUUAGCUAGACAAUUGAUAUUUGGAAAGAGGCACGCUGUAUUGGACAACUCAACACAUGAUAAGAGGAAGAAAGUCAAUAAAUUCAAAGAGUCAGCAUGGAAAUGUGUUUAUUUUCUUUCUGCGGAGCUUAUAGCCCUUUCUGUCACCUAUGAUGAGCCUUGGUUCGCAAAUACCAAAUACUUUUGGGUAGGACCUGGAGAUCAGGUCUGGCCAGAUCAGAAAAUUAAAUUAAAAUUGAAGGGAUUGUACAUGUAUUCCGCCGGAUUUUAUUUGUACUCCACCAUUGCUUUGGUCUUUUGGGAAACAAGACGUUCAGACUUUUUGGUAUCCAUGGCUCAUCAUGUAGCAACUGUUAUAUUAAUCACAUUGUCAUACAUAUUUAAGUUUGCUCGCGUUGGUUCAGUUAUUAUAGCUGUCCAUGAAGGAAGUGAUGUGAUUCUGGAAGUUGCAAAGAUGUCAAAAUAUAGUGGCUUUGAGGGGAUAGCAAGCAUUUGUUUCGUUAUUUUCGUUUUAUCUUGGACUAUACUCCGCCUUAUCUACUACCCAUUCUGGAUAAUUCGGAGCACUAGCUAUGAAGUUCUUUUGACCUUGGACAUGGAGAAGCACAAGAUUGACGGAACUGUAUAUUAUUAUUUGUUUAAUACUCUUCUGUUCUGCUUGCUCAUUCUUCAUAUCUAUUGGUGGAAGUUGAUGGUUGUAAUGCUGGUGAAUCAAAUUCAUGCAAGAGGGCAGAUCAGUGAUGAUGUUAGAUCUGAUUCUGAAAGUGAUACUGAACACAAUGAUUGACAAUCAAGAAAUAUUGAAGAACACCAAGGGCUUUUUGCAAUGAUAAUUUCCUUGCUUCAGCAUGAUUUAUGCUGCUAUUCUUCAUGCAGAUAUUUACAAAUAAGGUGGAAGCUGGUGAUUUUGAGGAUAUAUACGUUUCUAUACUACUUUCUCCCAUCAGAACACUAAGAUACACUGGGUUUUACUGGUCUGUUAUUUCUAAAAUUUGUGUAUGAGGAAGACAAGUCUCUCUCUCCCCCCCCCCCCCCCCCCGCUUUUUCCUUUUCUUUUUUGGUUACUUUCAAGGAAAUUCUUUUUCUAGGUUAGACAGUAACUAAACUGUAAAAUUCAACCAUCCUAUAUUCAAAAUAUUCUUGACAAGCUAAAUUACAUGGGUUUCAGCCGGCUUACUGUUGAUAGGGAACUAUAUAGUAUUUUAGACAACAUUGAUGAUGGAAGGAGAUUUGAAGCCUGUAUACAAGAACUGAUUAUCAUUUUUAAUGUUAUCAGGCUGAGAAUGUUUUUGUA
This is a messenger RNA of Quercus lobata, 1572 nucleotides long. Its product is annotated as LAG1 longevity assurance homolog 3-like. The record is from RefSeq and is a predicted model, not a curated record. The coding region runs from base 7 to 1065 and encodes 352 amino acids. Gene Ontology annotation, biological process: ceramide biosynthetic process. Gene Ontology annotation, molecular function: sphingosine N-acyltransferase activity. Gene Ontology annotation, cellular component: endoplasmic reticulum; membrane. Lineage: Eukaryota; Viridiplantae; Streptophyta; Magnoliopsida; Fagales; Fagaceae. The transcript has 6 exons.